This is a messenger RNA of Seriola dumerili (greater amberjack), 1666 nucleotides long. It is a transcript of the gene clp1, whose product is annotated as cleavage and polyadenylation factor I subunit 1. Gene Ontology annotation, biological process: tRNA splicing, via endonucleolytic cleavage and ligation. Gene Ontology annotation, cellular component: mRNA cleavage factor complex; nucleus. Bases 83 to 1408 code for a protein of 441 amino acids. Lineage: Eukaryota; Metazoa; Chordata; Actinopteri; Carangiformes; Carangidae. The transcript is spliced from 6 exons. The record is from RefSeq and is a predicted model, not a curated record. Gene Ontology annotation, molecular function: polynucleotide 5'-hydroxyl-kinase activity.
AUCACGUGAUCUACCACAGCACUGGUUCCUCAUGACUUGAGAACGUACUUUGUUUCUACAAUAAGGCUUGGAAUUAGUACUCAUGGCAACAGAGGGUGUGGAAAAGACGAGUGAAGAUGUUCCAGCAGCUGGGAAGGUCAGCACCAGGUUCGACCUGGAGAAGGAGACUGAACUUCGGUUUGAGGUGGAGGCAGGAGAGGCAGCAGAGCAAGUUGAGCUGGAGCUCCUCACAGGAAUGGCUGAGGUGUUUGGCUCAGAGCUGAACCGCAACAAGAAGUACACAUUUGGAGCAGGCUCUAAAAUUGCAGUUUUCACCUGGCAAGGUUGCAGUGUGAAUCUUUAUGGGAAACCAGAGGUGGCUUAUGUGUCCAAGGACACUCCCAUGCUGCUCUACCUGAACACACACGCUGCCCUGGAACAGAUGAGAAAACAAGCAGAGCGGGACAAUGAGAGGGGGCCAAGGGUGAUGGUGGUGGGACCUACAGAUGUGGGGAAGUCCACAGUGUGCCGGCUUCUAUUAAGCUAUGCUGUAAGGGUGGGCAGGAGGCCAACACUGGUGGAACUGGAUGUUGGACAGAGUGGGGUGUCUGUACCCGGGACAGUGUCUGCACUGUGCAUUGAGCGUCCGGCAGACGUGGAGGAGGGUUUCUCAGUCCAGGCUCCUUUGGUCUAUCACUUUGGCUCUACUACCCCAGGGACCAACAUCAAACUUUACAACAAGCUGACGUCAUGCUUGGCCGAGGUGUUUUCCCAGCGCUGUGAGGUGAACAGGAAGGCCAGCGUGGGAGGCUGUAUCAUCAACACUUGCGGCUGGGUGAAGGGCUCUGGAUAUCAGGCACUGGUCCACUGUGCCUCUGCUUUUCAAGUGGAUGUUGUGCUGGUGCUGGACCAUGAGAGGCUCUACAAUGAACUCAAACGAGACCUCCCUCACUUUGUGCGGGUUGUGCUCCUACCCAAAUCUGGGGGUGUGGUGGAGCGCUCCAAGGAGUGCCGGCGGGAUGCGCGGGAUGAGAAGAUCCGCGAGUAUUUCUACGGCUUCCGUGGGGUGUCCUUCUACCCUUUUUCCUUUGAAGUGCGUUUCUCAGACGUUCGCAUCUAUAAGAUAGGGGCACCAUCCAUCCCAGACUCAUGCCUGCCACUGGGAAUGUCUCAGGAUGACACACAGCUAAAGCUGGUGCCUGUGACACCAGGGAGGGACCUCACGUAUCAUGUGCUGAGUGUGAGCAGUGCUGAGGACGGAGAGGAAGGUGCUAGAAAGGGUAUAGUGGAGAGUCCUGUGUGUGGCUUCAUUGUGGUGACUUAUGUAGACACGCAAACACAGGUGAUGAAAGUGCUGUCCCCAGCGCCCAGACCACUGCCAAGGCACACUCUGCUUAUCAUGGACAUCCGCUUCAUGGACAUGAAAUGAAGUAACACUUCAGGAAAGUCUGACUCGGUCUGAAAGGAAACAGGGCUCACGUUAGGGAGGAGUUCUGCUGAGAAGAUAUUUGUACCAGAGGAGCUGGAAUUUGUUUCCUAGUUGUCUUGUUUGUGCUUUGUACAGACUACAGAGGGCAGAGAGAAAUAUUUACAGAACGAAAUUCGUUGCUCUGUAAAUUACACCCCAUUUUAUAGACAACACUGUACAGAUGUUUGGGCAAUUUGUGGCAAAGGAUUUUUUAUCAGU